This is a messenger RNA of Nezara viridula (southern green stink bug), 2506 nucleotides long. The record is from the annotation of a GenBank genome assembly. Lineage: Eukaryota; Metazoa; Arthropoda; Insecta; Hemiptera; Pentatomidae.
GAAAGUAGGCGUUUCUAACUGUUUCUAUUUUAUAGCCUGCUUUUUAGUUGCCAUUACGCUCAUUACUAGUUAAGUGACUAAUUUUUUUGGAACAUGAAUGCUAUAAGCUUAUCUGUUAUGUGUUGCUGUUUCAUUCCUUAGUAUUUUUUGAAAUCUUGGAGAUGAUUUCUUGCAGGAUAUUUUUAGUUGUAUUGCUUUCAUCAAUUUACAGUGUUAGUGACUCAUCAAAUGGAAAUCAUUAUGACAAUAUAAAUUUACCUAAGAAACAUUUGCCUUUCUUCUUUAGCAAUUUUCCUCAGGAAGCAGAAAAGUGUAAAAAGGACCCCAGUUGUCCUUUCAAGAAAUACUUAGGAAAGAAUAAAUGUUGGGGCUAUGAACCUAAUUGCAAACCAGAAAAUUCAUUUUCAAGACCGGCUUGUCCAGGUGAUCAUCAAGGGUGGGUUAGGUCAAAGUUUGAACAAGUUAAUACUUUCUACAAACAAGGAGAUUUUGGUUACAUUAAAGAACAACUGGAGGAACUCCAAACAAUUUGCAAGCCAACUGUUCAAGGCGAGUCAUCUUUAAAAUGUUCUCACCAUUUGCGAUUUUGUCGUGGUAGAAAUAUAUUAAUAAACUUCACAUCACUUGCAACACGUAAGGACAGAAUAAGAUAUAACAUGGAUGUUCUUUCAAUGGGAGAUAUAACUGGUUAUUGCAAGUUGGAUAGAGGCAAGCUUAAAAAUCAAUGUGACCAUAUUAGUCCAUUGCAAUCGUGGGGACCUGAAUUGCGUUUCUUUGAUGAAUCACCAUUUCCUAUACGUAGGGACCAAUGUGAUGUCUUUAUAGACACCCCAACGUAUAUAAUGAAAAUUGAUGCAACUGUCAAUCUCUAUCAUCAUUUUUGUGAUUUUUUCAACUUGUAUGCUUCACAGCAUGUCAAUAAUUCUCACCCUGAUGCCUUUUCUACUGAUAAGCACAUACUCAUUUGGGAAUCUUAUCCUUACAGGUCCAACUUCGGUGAAACAUGGAAGGCCUUUACUCGACAUCCGAUCUGGGAUUUGAAUACAUUUAGUGGUAAAACAGUCUGUUUCAAGAAUGUUGUGUUUCCCCUCCUUCCACGCAUGAUCUUUGGACUUUUCUACAACACACCAAUUAUAUGGGGCUGUGAAGGGAGUGGACUCUUUAAGGCGUUCUCGCAGCAUAUACUACACAGAUUGGGUAUAACAACGAAAGCAAGAGAAAGUGGAAAACUUACAAUUACAGUUCUAUCACGGGAGUCUUCUUACAGAAAUAUUCUGAAUGAGGACCAGCUUAUAGAAAGAUUGAAAGAGGACAAAAGAUUUAUUGUUCAAAGGGUAGUAUAUAAUAAAGGGCUGACUUUUGAGAAACAGGUUCAACUUACUCAUGACUCAGAUGUAUUUAUUGGGAUUCAUGGUGCUGGGCUAACCCACCUCCUCUUCCUACCAGAUUGGGCUGCUAUUUUUGAAUUAUAUAAUUGUGAAGAUGAAAACUGUUAUCACGAUCUAGCGAGACUUAGAGGAGUCAAAUAUAUCACUUGGGAGAAGAAAGAGUUAGUGUUUCCGCAGGAUGAGGGACAUCAUCCUGAUGGAGGGGCCCACGCUAAAUUCACCAACUACAGGUUUGAACCAGAAGAGUUCUAUCGGCUAGUCUGUGUUGCUGCAGAUCAUGUACUCUACCACCCAUCCUACAAAAAGUUGGCCAAACCUACUCAUGAGGAGCUAUGAUUAUUACCUUCAAAAUCUGUACCCUGAAUGUCUUUCCUUUUAGUUAAUCAGCUAUUAAUUAGAUCAUGAUUAUUGGUUUGUCUUCUCUCAUUUUCGGAGGUGAUUUUAUUUUAAAAACCUCAAAAUGUAAACUUAUUUACUUGUGUGAUACUUGGUUGCAUUUCUAUUUCAUUAAUAUUAUUGUUGAUUUUAUUUAAUUAAAUAUUAAUCGUAUUAUAGUAUUAAGAUGUUAGUAAGAAAGGAAUAAUACUUUCUAAUUAAUGAAAGGGAGAAAAAAGAGACAAAACUAUUAUUAGGUUAUAAUUGAAGUUUCCAAAUCCAGCCUUUAAGAUCCUCAAAUUGCAAUAAUUUACCAAAUACUUCUGAUUUCAUUCUACAAAAUGUAAGAUCAGAUUCAUCACAUUUCACAUUAACAGCCUAAAAGUGUUUAGUAACUGUUCUAAGAUGAUCUGUCUAAAUGAUUUAUCCUAGGCUAAAAAUGAAAGGUUAACUCAUUUUUGUAUCAGUUUCAGUAUAAUUAAAAAAAAAAAAAAAUGAUUGGUUUUGUGUUAUUUUGGAGCUAGAACUUUUUUCUCAUGAAAAUUUAUAAUUAAAGGUUUUACAGAUAGGUGUACUGUUAAAGAAUUCAUUCCACCGAAUAGUGAAUUUAAAACAUGCUGAUUGUAUUAUCUCUUGUCUGAGCCCAAUUAUUCUAUAUUCCUCAUUUAAUAAAAGUUAAACUUUUACAAAAAUUCUAAAACUUUAUCACAAAAAAUUGUUUGGAACUUUUAUUUAAAAACUUU